GAUCGCUCCGAAUUCCGUCUCGAUGUAGCCAUUUUGAAAAGUAUGACACGAAUGCUGAUUAAAAAUUACAAACAAAUUUCCCCGCCAUCCAAACAAUCAGCAGAGCUCACUUGUCGAAUUUGAUUGACAUUGAUAUGCCUUUAGACUUGCCGCUCUUUGCUUAUCCAAGAUUGGUAAUGAGAGCGUUUAAUUCAUUUUGUGGUUUAAGACGAUUCGCCGCACUAAAUCCUCAUUUAGCACGGAACACAAUAGCUCUGAGCGAAAAAGCGACCCAAUCACUAACCAAGAUAGCCAUAAAAGAGUCGCUUUAUUCCUAGAUCGGCCUCAACUCGUUUGGGGUUUUCACUACUCAUUGCAAGGCAAUCAGAAACGAUUCAGCCAGCUGCACUUAAUUACAGCCACCGUCGACAUGUGUGAAGUUGCCAUAAAGCACGUGCUAUCACCCGGGGCACCGAAGUGCGCUUUCUGAUUGGUGCGGUCUCGUGCGCCGUUGUGACGUCCUCUCCCGAGGGAAUUGAUCGCUUCAUGCGCCGCCUUUUGCUAGCGGCUUCGUUUGAAGUAGUUUUUGCAACCUUACCGCACUUGAAAACACUUAGGACCCAAAUGCGGAGCGCUUUCGAGCACUGUGAACAUUUUCUCGCGCGAGAAACCUUUCAAGAUCAAUACGUGGAGGGCAAGAUCGCCGAUCGCGUGGCCUUCAUUUAUUUACGAUUUUUCAGUAAUCGCCUUCAACGCACAUUUUGAGCAGUUCAUCGGAGCGUCGCGAGUGAUAUAUGUAUUUGAAUAUUUGCUUUGAGGGCUCACCGCGGCUUACGUUUGAUCUCUGCGAGGCAUUCUCUUAGUGAGAUCCGACGAACAACUGUAGAGCAGGUUGGUGGCUCAACUCGACUGAAUGCGGACCGCAGUUCUCCGCGAUUUGGAAUUAUGGAUUUGAGGCAAACACAUUCGAAAAGCUUUCGAAAGGUUUAUUAUGAUCAGAGGGAAUCACAACAGAAAUCGAGUACCGCACGUGAAAUGCUACUGGCCGGAUCAGCGGCCGACUACCCCACAACUAUGCGACCCCCUCCAACCGGCGAAGAUUCGAACGACAGCGAACGCUCUAAAGGAAAGUUAGGGGUUUCCUCGAAGCCUGAAUCGUUCCAUUCAAGCUCUCGAAUGACUCCAGGGAGAUUUUCGAAGAAAGAAUCGAUUCCAGUGCGAGGUUUUCCAGGACUCGAUUCGGACGAAGAAAUGCUUGAGCGGGUAGGAUUUGAGCCCGAGGGUAGCGCCGCUUCAACUCCGCAAUUUGAGCGAUGGCCGACAAGUUUGAGCGAUAUGCUUAUGGAUUGUCAAGGAUUUAACUCUUUUUAUCAAUUUCUACGACAGGAGAAGAAAGAAAAUCUCUUAGACUUCUGGCGGGCAGCGGAAUCGUUCAAGCGAAUGGCACCGAUUUCGUAUGAACUUCGAACAACCGCCAAAGCGAUUUUCCAGAAGUUUGUUUUUGCUGCGAGUUCUGACGCUUUGGAAAUCAGCGAUACAGUUAGAAACGAAAUAGCACAGCAUAUCAAUGAUCAGUCUGUGGAUUGUGGACUUUUUGAAGAGGCCUUAUCAGAAAUCAUGGUGAACAUGAAAAAUAAUCAUUAUCCUCGUUUCAUGAACACAAGCCUGUACAAGGAUUGUCUCCAAAGCGGCGGCGAGAGUCCUAAAGAUUUAAGCUUAUGUGAACGCUAUCCACAGACACCGAGAUUCCAUUGUGGAUAUCUACCUACUCUUCCGGAAGAAAAAGUUUUAGGAUUUGACGAGAUUGAGGACGAUGGAGACCAAUUUGAAUUUGAACAACAUCGCAAAAGUGUGAAAGGAUUGUCUCAUUGUGGAAAUAGACAGGGCUCAGAUGAACACAAUGCGCGGUAAGUGACUCGCUCAAUUUCCACCAUAACAAACUGCUUUUUUAAUCUUGAGCUCAAUAGUCUGGCAAUGUUGCCGGAUUUUUACACUUGAAAUAUCUUAUUGAGUUACUCGACAGUUAAAUCUCUCUGUUUGAGUGUAGUUAUCAGCAAUUUACAUUCAGCGUUUCCCGAAUAUGAUUGGGCCGUUGUUCAGCAAUGUUAUUGCAAUUUACUUGCUCUUGUUUUUGAGCGAUAAUCUUACCGACUUUGUAGCUAAUGAAAGCAUGAAGUACAGAUAUUUUGUUUUGGUUUUUAUGAGAGAGAUUAGAGCGAAAAUCGUAAGGAUUACCCAAUAGAAACAGAUAUUGCUUCUCUUGAAGUUUACGUUGGAAACUUUGUCAACUUUCGAUUAUGUACGGUGCCUUGUGUACAAACCCUCAUACCGGUUAAUUGAGACUGAUGUUUAAUUUCUAAAGAAUUUUUAUCCUUUACAACGGAAGUGUUACAAUCUUAAUUUAGAAUGUGCACUAUUUACUCUGUUUUAGUCCUUCGUUGUCAGUUAUAAGCCUUUUUUACUAGCUUUUCAAAUGUUUCUGCGAUGAUGUUGAAGUUGUUUGACCUGAUCCCGAUAAAAUUAGAACUAGUGAAAACUACAAAAGUAAUUGUCAUUCUCUUGGAACUAAACGCAUUGUUUCUGUGUUCGAAAUCAAUGCUGUUCUUCGUUCCGGCGAAUGAUCGCUCGCCGUGGGAACAACAUAAGUGAUCGAUCAACAAACUCGGAAAUAAAAUUUGGCAAACUUUGUGUUAUAUAACUAAGUGACUUUUUUUUUCAAUACGGAGAGUCUUUGAUACCCCCCGAAAUGAUUGCAAAUCUGUUAAAUCUAUCAAGUUUUCUAGUAAAAUUAAAUUAUGUGUAAGAUGAAAACGCAUCAAUCUUUUGACUUCAAAUGAACUGAGCAUGUUUCUAUCGUAAGAUUGAUCGCUUUGACCGGUAAAGCGUGCUGGUUGUAUGUUCAGUUAUUGUGUAGUUUAGUUAGAAGUACUUGUAAUUUGGAGAGGGUGUGAAUUCCUAUGUUGCUGUUUCCAGCCGUGAGCGGACACUCGAGAAGCAAGUAUCGGGUUAAUGAAAACUGACGGUUCGAGGUGAUUGUAACUUUCCUAAAGACUCUGUUUUGGAUUUUAACAGGUUUCUUUUGAUUCCGUAAGGUCACUUGUUUGGCUUCCAUAUUUAUGAAUUCUUGUAUCAAGUUAAAAGCAUGACAAACAGUCUGAAGUGAGUGGAGAUGCUAAGCAAUAAAAGGCAAAUUGAAUCUGUGCAAACAUACAUUAACAUUGGCUACUUAACUUUCAUCGCAUAAUUGCAAAAAAAUUCACAAAUCUGAUCAUAAUAACUUGGCCAGAUUGCAGAACGGAAUGACUGUUUUUUGCCAUGCAUAAUCUUUUUUAAAAGAAGCUGCAUUUCUUCAGAUGCUUUUUUGGGUUCCGUUGAGUGUCAUAGUCUAAAAAAGUAAUCAUUGAAGAUUAUGCAAAAGCUUGGUUAAAGAUGGAAUAUUGUCGAUUGUUUUCAAAACCUAAUGUUUUUGUACCCUUGAAAAAAGUCAUUUCUCUCAUUGAGGAUCAUUCAAGCGUGACCCUGAAGUUAAGAAGGAUGUUUUUGUUCCCAUGGGGUCAACAAGCCAGUAGUGUGCUUGAUGUAUUUCUCUAUUGUUCUCCACAUUUUUUGCCUUAUCAACUUUUAGUGUUUCCGUAAGAGCUACUCAUAGCUUGAAGACAUGCACGCUGUUUCAAUUGCUUAAAGCAUGCGACUAAAAUCAUGGGCAUGUUUGUGCAGAAUGAGGCUUCAAGUUAUUCUACCAAGACAAUUUUUCCUCUGCAGCAAAGAUCAAGCCUGCACUUCUAAAACAUUCUUUAAUUUGUUUUGACACUACAUUAGCAUAUCUAUGAUAAAGAAGGAAUUGUAGAGUGUUUAACUUUUUUACUUCAACCUUUUAAAUUUGCCAGGGUGCAUUUCUUUUGGGAGAAUCCAAAAAUUAUUAGACUAUCAAUAUCUCUUUUGGAUUCACUGCAGUGAAAGAAAUGAACCCAAAAUGGUCUCCUUAGGCUGACAGAAACAUUAAUGCAAACCCCAUAUCCUUGCUUAAAGAAAUGCACAGCUUGUGAACCCUAAAAACCUAGAUUUCGAGUCGGUCUAAUGAAUCUACUCAGAGUCUGACUUCUUAAGAUUCAGAAUCCAUCAAAUCCGUUUCUGGAUUCAAGAACCUGGAUUUCGAUAUGCUCAUAGAAUCACACCCUUUGCUUCUCCUUCAAAUUAUUUGGUAUUUAAGUAUUAAGUGAACAUGUUUUUACACUUGACCCCCUUGUGCCCAUUUUCAGAGUUGACCAGGCAUCUGACCUUAAGUGAGGCUUUUAAUACAAUCAAACCCUGUCAAUAGGACACUGAGUGGACCAUAGAAAGUGUGUAUUUUAAGCAUGUCGAAUUUAGAAAAAAAAAUGUAAGGGCUUUCUUUCCCAAGGCAAACUGUCCGUAACACAGUGGAACCUCGAUAUAACGAAGGGCCAAGGGAUGGGCAAGAUUUGUGCGCUACAUCAAGGUUUUGUUAUAUAUUUGCUAUAACAGCAGUAAAGAAAAUCGUUUGUUAUUCUGAGGUCUUCAUUAUAUAGAGGUUCGUUAUAUCGAGGUUCCACUGUAAUGAGGUGUCCUUAUUAUAAGCGGGUGUCCUCAAAGUGGGAUUUGACUGUAUUUGAGUGUACCCAAGUAAUUCAACUGUAAGUGAAAGUGACUUUCACAAAUUCAAACCAGAUGGUUUCCUGUGACAGUCCUAGCUUUGACUUCACAGCUCUUGCUUCUCAUGCCUGUCUUAGCUAUCAGUCAUUAUUAUUAUUAUUAUUCAUCCAUCUCUUCAUAUUUGAAUUGAACAUAAAGAUUUCCUUCCAUGUAAAAUUAACCAUGCCAUUGGCUGCGUGUGUUGAUAUAACUUUGCUUAGUUACCAGGCAAAUUUUGUAAGCACAUGCUUGAACCAACACCAAAGUUUGUUUACAUCUUUUAACUGCUUCUUAAGUGUGUUUUUUACUAACUUCAUUUGUUGAAAAAAGUUAAAAUAAGUAAUUAAAACUGUAAGAGCUGUUUUGUGACAAGUAUUUUAACAAGAAUGAAAGUGUUGAUGUUGCACAUUUCUCGAUGGAAAGAACCUUUUCUCCAACAUCUCUGUUUAACUUUUUCAUGAUUGUCAACCUGAUGUCAUAAGCUAGCAGUCUUAAGUCUUGGCUUAUAGCCAAAUAACUAAGGUAUAAUUAAAAUGAUAUGAUAUGGUAUGGAAUGGCCAUUUAAAUGAAGCCUUCCAGCACCUCUUCUAUGGCAUUUGUUUCAUUUACAAAAAUAUGCUUGGAAGUUUUGAGGAAUAUGGAUUUUUGUCAUUAAAGGGGAAACCAUAUGAAGCUGUGCUCCCUUCCUAGACAAGGCUUGUACUUGGGGGAAAAUUUUGAAGUAGUGCUCAAAGUCCAGAAAGCUGAUUAAAUCAGGGGUCCAAUAUGGCAAAUAUCAUAUAUUUUUUUCUGAAUGCAAAACAAUUCCUUAUGUGCCCAAGGCAACAUCAAUGCUUAUCGUGAGGGGUCAAACUCACAAACAUUUUUUCCUUGUGCGGGAAGGCCAGUUGUUCAUCUGUUUCAAAAGAAAUUUUCAAGGUACUUCUCUUGAUGCAGUUCUUGUUUUCUUAUUACUAUGAUGUCUUUUUCUCAAAGUAGGAUCCUGUUAGACUCCUUGGUAAAAUUUUACAUUUAUUGCCCUUUUAAUCACAUUCUCUGUCUCUAAAACUGUUGUUUAAUUUGCACCCUUAGAGGGCUGAUCCAUUGCAGACUUCCAUUGAAGCGGUUGCUGUCACCAUAUCAGUAUCCUACAGCUCCAGUGGGGUCUAGGAUUGAGUCUGAGAACCAAAGCCUCUCCAGUGAUGCUAUGACGGAGGAUACUAUGUCAGUCACUGACAGUGCCUUGACUGAGUAAGUCAACAUUAUUUGACAUGUACAAGCUUAAUUAUUAGAGGCAUUGUGAGUAGCAUGUUCCCAAUUGAGAUAAUGUUGGCUCAGAUUGCAAUGGAAGACCUUUAGCAUCCACGGCAUGUUUUUGGGCAGCCACUGAAAGACAGUGUGCAAUACAAGGACAGAAAUAGAGACUAAAUAAUAUAAUGUAAAGCAAGCAAGAGGCCAGAAAAAAUAGAGAAAUAUCAUUCUCAGCACCUAGAAACACUGGGAUAUUCUGCUUGAAUGUGUUUUGAGGCUGCCUCUGUGAGUUUCUAGUCCAAAUGCCAUUUCUCCCCUUGUCCUUUUUUUUAAUCUAAUCAGUGUAAUGGAUGGCAACCUCGAAAUAUUAUACUUGGCUGAGUUGUGGGGUUUCGCUAGCCAUGGGCAGAUUGCUCUGUUCAGGAGCUUACUGGUCUCUUAUCCCCUGGUUUCCUCAGGUUCCACUGCUCAAAGUCAGCCAUUGGCUGAAUUUUUUGUGCAUACUGACUGUUGUUGCAUUUUGCAGUGAUACAUCAUCCAGAUGCAGUGAUGGAAGACGCAGAUGUUCUUCAAAUCGAAGGACAACUGCAGGUCACCAUGGUGGACUGGCAUUUGCUCCAUUUAUUCCGGUGAGUUACCCUACAUUUAAGUGCAAGAACUCGCAAGGUGAUGUCAAAUGUUAUAUUUAUGGAUGAGUUUUGAGCAAAGAACAGAGUUUUGGAUGAAAUAUUUUGAAGAUGAUGAUUACACCCUUGCUGAAGGGACCUGGAAAAGAAAGGAUACUAGCUUUAUAAGAGUCGAAAUCUUUUUGUUCUUUGCCCACCGCAUUGUAUGCCAUCCAGCAAGGUGUUUUUGUCCCAUGUGACCAAUUCUCUGCAAAGGCCACAUUAUGAUAGUGGUGUGGGUCUUAUGUGAUGCAUGAUAAUUACAUGCCUACAAAAAAAAAUGGUUUUUUGUAGGGUAGAGGCAAGGUACUAAUAUCAUUUCUGUUUUCUCAGCGCACACAGCGUGUUCCAAAGGACGCCAGACAUCCAUUGGCCAGUAAUCCUCCUGAAUUUGCAAGAGUCUUGACAGAGAAACUAGAGCAGGUUAAACUAGAGCGAGAAAUUCUUGAGAGAGAAGCCAAGAACUUGACUUCUCAUGGUUCAGAGGUAGGUCAUCUCGUAAGAGGCCCUGUUAGAGUUCAACAAGGUACAUGUCCUUAAAACAGCGACAUAAGAGGGUUGGAAAAGCGGACAAACAUCAAAGUUGAAAACGCUGGUGCUGCAGUUUAUGUUGGAAGUUUAUGUUGUAAUGUCUCUUGAACUUUGAUCUAGUGUAACUCAGAAAAUAGAAGGACGUUAUUAGCUCAGUGUAUGUGGUACUCCAGUUUGAAGUUAGUACAUCAAAACUGUGUCCUUAAAAGGAGAAGAAAGGCUCUUCAGUUAUGGUUUUUUCAGUUGAGGGGUGCCUAAGUAUUAAUUUUUGUGUUUAAAACUGAAACACUAUGCAGGCAUUUCGUAAGUCCAUGUCUUUAAUAAAAUCAAUAAUCCUGAAGGGCAGAUAUAAAAUACUGUUUGAUUUAGUUCGCAAACAAUUUAUUAGAGUCUAUUAUGUUCUAGCCGUUGCUUGACAUUUCGAUUUUUUAUUCUGUCUUCUUAGGUGCCCAAAAAGUCAAUUCUCCAACAAGCCAUUGAUAAUAGCAGGAAAAAUCCACUUAGCACCAUGGCAAUGUCAGUUGUUCCUGAUCCUGCAGUACCUUACAGGGACACUCACCAGAACAGUCGUGUAGACGGUGGAGUAAGGAGCUCUGCCCCUAGCACAUCUGCAGCAACGGUAGCUAAUGACACUCGCAGUAAACCUACACAACCUCAGCAAGUGCAAAAAGUUAAAAAACCAGCUCCAGAACCCAAGGAAACAGUUGUUGAUCCAGAACCAAGCAUGCCUGUCCCUACCCAGGAAGCUGAUGUGUGGGAGGAGCGCCCAAGUCGGAAGGAUGACCACAUUCCAUUCCUAACGCACAAUCACCAGCGCAUCAUGCAGUGGAUGGAGGAAGGUGAGCAAGCACAGCAGGGUUCUCCGAAAGAAUCAAGGCAUCAUCGUCAUCACUCACCUUCCACGAGAAGUGGCUCAAAAAGUAAGCAGUCAAGUUCUAUGAGGCAUUCUGAGACGACGUCUCGGCAUCUGCCCAGUCAGCCCAUCGCUUCUGACCCUCUUAUGCCUCCUCUUCCUGUGCCGCAUGCAUCGUCUGUUCUGGAGGAAACAAGAAGGAGGUUACUUGAGGCUCAGGAGGGUGAGAAAAGAAGUAAACAUCAUCAAAAGCAACGGUAAACACCAUUUUGUUCUUACAUUUAUUUAUUUUAUAUGAAAGUUGGGAUCAGUGUAAAAGGGACCCACCUUGCUGUCAUGAUAGGAAAGUAUGAAAGCACCAGAAGUUAGUUCAGCUGAAGAACAUUGGCUUUUUUCACUUGUAAUUAUGCUUCCAAUUUGAAUAUGAGUCGUAUUACUUUCAGCUGGUGGAUAGUUGUCAAUAAUUGACCUCCACCAAAAAUAGGCAAUUCUUUCAUUAAAGUUUUGUUUUUUGUUCCUGAACUCUACAUUUAUUUGUUAAAAAUGAAGUAGAAGAUUCUAUUUCUUUCAAAUUGUGUGGCUCUUUAACGGCGGGGGCUCUGUUGAAGUUUUUUUUUCUACCUUCCUAAAAUGUUUGAGAGUUUUGUUUGUGCUCCAAAAGUCUUCGUUAUUUUAAUCCUUACGAUACCCUUCAUUGCAGAUCAAGUUUCUGACCACACAUGAACUUAACAUUUUUUAUCAAUGUAUUAUGGUUUCCCUUUGAGGAAAUAGAAGUUUUUUCUCAACAAGAUACAAACAGUUUGAAUUUUUCAGUUGCAAUUGGACAUGCCUCUAAAGACAAAACUGCAAUACCCUUGUUGAUCUAACCACCCACAGUCAAAACUUUGUAGACAAAACAAAACUCCAAAUUGGAUAAUUUAAAGACUGGAAUGGCUGUGAUUAUCUCAUAUUGAUUGCAGUGGUCCUGACAGAGGUUUUGCAAAAUUUUAGUUCUGUGGAUUCUCUUCCGUAUCGUUACCUAAAGAAGGCCACUCGGUAGCCAACCAUUCACUAGACUAAAAAUGUUAUUGUUACGUUUGGUGCUUUGAACUUCCUGAAUGCAGUUGACCCUCUGCUACCAGACAAUUAGUGAUUUUCUUAGUGACAUUCAAUCACUACAUUUUAAACCAUGUGUAAGUGGAAACGUUCUUCUAAGUGACAUUAUUUCAGCCUCAGGGGUGUCUGCUUACAGGAGAGCUGAUUUUAUUUUUGCCUGUUGCUGAGAUAUCUGCCUGUGAGAAAGCUUGAUGUGAACGUGCUGCAAGUUGAGAUUUAAAAAGUAUCCCCACAAGUGUUGAUUUAAUAAUUUCUGUUUUUCCAAUCCAGGUGCCACAUUGUGGGAGAGCCAGAUACGUCAAUACACAGAGAAAAAAAUACAGCAGGAUCUUGUUGUUCCACUAAAGACUUUUCCAAUUAUGGGCACAUGUCUGGUGCCCCUCCUGAGAGGCAUUAUAAAGGUGCAGCCCUUGCUACAGGGUCAUCUGCUAUGUCUUCAGUGUCGCGCACUGAUGCAGUGGGUAGAGACAGUGGAUCUGGAAAAAAGAAGGAGAAAAAUGACAAAAAUGAAAUCAUAAUCACAUACUUUUUAUGGGGAGAGCCUAUUCCUUAUAGAACAACCCUUCCUGGAAGAAGUGUUACACUGAGACAGUUUAAAGAUCUGUUGCCUCCAAGAAGAGGAAGUUACAGGUGAGAUGUGGUCCAUAAAUUGCAUGUGUAGCAGUUUUUAUUGAAAUGCAAUAACUUAUCAGUGUGAGUAGGGCUGUCACUAAGAGCUGGGUAUACGAUAGACUGCAAAACAGCCCAGGUUAAGAACGCACGUUUAAGCGGUCAAAGAAAAGGUCGGGAGUGAGGGUUAAAACAGAGAGUAAGACUGGGUGUGCUUUGCAGGAAAAUAUCACACCAGCGAUAUGGGCUUUCCAAACCGAUUUUGAGAAGAAAACCGACUGUUUUGCAGUCUAGGUAGAUGAAAUUAAUAGCCAGGGAAUUUCUCUUGGUUCUAUAUGCCUUUUGUUCACUAGGGGUCAUGCUCAUAGUAGCCAGGGGGAAAUCGCUGGUCACUAGCCCUUAUUGACACCCCUGGUCGAUGUGUAUUGACCUAUCAUAUGGUUAACAUGGCUGGAUAUUGACCGAGGGGCGGACAGCAGAGAUAUCUAGCCAUACUAGCUAAACAACAUCAAGCCCAUGCAGUUAGGUAAUCAAAGUGAUAGAUUUUCUUCAUCUUGCUUAUACAAACAACAUCAAAACAGCUUGUAGAAAUAGCUUCUGUCAAAUUAACUUAUCUUCCUGUCACAGGGUAUAAGCAGUUUCUUUGAAGGUCAUUUAUUAAUUCAUUUUUUUGAGAAAAGCUUCCAGAAAAGUGAAGGUGAGGUUCGAUGUGGUUCUUGGUUCAGCUUUUUAUGUCUUUCAUUUUUUUGGUUUUAUUUUGUACAAUAAUCAUUUGAGCAGAAAUAAAAAAUUCAACCAAAGACAACAGUGAACCUUAACAUAAGCAACUAAUCCCGAAAUUGUAUCAAUGACAAAACCAAAAAGUACUUCAUGAUGGUUUUCACAACUUUAUCAGGAAAAGACUCAAAAUUCUUUCUUUUUUUUACAGAUUCUAUUUCAAGCGAUCAACAGAUGACAGAGACUGUGAAGGACCGGCAGUUUACGAAGAAGUCAAGGAUGACAAUGCUGUUCUACCUACUUUCGACGGCAAAGUUGUCGGAAAAAUUGAGAGAGUUGACUCUUGAGUUCCCAGAAAUUCUUACAGUUUUUAAAGAGAAAUUGUACUUUUAAUACUGAAUGUUUUAUAUUCAGAAAUGAUUUUUAAAUAUUAUAAAGAAUACAGGGUCUGAAAUCCCCACCGGAGGGCCAGAGAAUUGGCGUUACGUUUGUACAUAAACUUAUAAUAUAUUUGUAAAUGAUAUGUUAAUGUUGUAUAAUUUUAUUGUUACCGAGAUUAAAAUAUUAUUUUCAAUAGAAAUCAGCUCUUGUUACUAUCUUUACCAAUCACAUAACUACAGUCAAAUCUCUCUAAGACGUGUCCGUCUUAUAGAGAGUAAAAUAAAGGGAC
Molecule: messenger RNA, 10999 nt
Organism: Porites lobata
Lineage: Eukaryota; Metazoa; Cnidaria; Anthozoa; Scleractinia; Poritidae
Source: the annotation of a GenBank genome assembly